CCGGGCGGCUAGGAGUUCCCGGAAGUGCCCGAACAGCCGGUUUCCGGUGCAGGUGGGGAAAAUGGCGGUGGCUGCAGUGUUCUCGACUUCGUCGCGGAUGCUUGCUCUGUCAAGGCACAGCCUAUUGUCUCCUUUGCUCAGUGUGACAUCAUUCAGACGCUUCUACAAAGGUGACAGCCCAACAGAUACCCAAAAGGACAUGAUUGAAAUCCCUUUGCCUCCAUGGCAGGAGAGAACUGAUGAAUCCAUAGAAACCAAAAGAGCCCGCCUGCUCUAUGAGAGCAGAAAGAGGGGAAUGUUGGAAAACUGCAUUCUUCUUAGCCUUUUUGCUAAAGAACAUCUGCAGCGCAUGACAGAGAAGCAGCUGAACCUCUAUGACCGCCUGAUUAACGAGCCUAGUAAUGACUGGGAUAUUUACUACUGGGCCACAGGGAGAAGGUUUUAUACAAGAAAAAUGGCACAUUCUGAAGUGGAGCUCAACAGGCCCCCCGGGGCCCUGCCCCACAGCAUCAUGAUGGGGAAACUCCCUCUGGGGGUCGUCUCCCCUUAUGUGAAAAUGAGUUCGGGGGGCUACACGGACCCCCUGAAAUUCUACGCCACCAGCUACUGCACAGCCUACGGUCGGGAGGAUUUCAAGCCCCGUGUGGGUAGUCAUGUAGGCACCGGCUACAAAUCAAAUUUCCAGCCCGUGGUCUCAUGCCAAGACAGUCUGGAGGCCUUAGACAACCCGGCCAGGGGGGAACAAGCCUGGGACCAUUUCCAGUCUGUGGCCAGCCAGAGUUACCGCCCCCUGGAGGUGCCUGACGGCAAGCAUCCCCUGCCCUGGAGCAUGCACCAGACCAGCUCAGGCUACGGGCGGGAGAAGGCCAGUGCGGGUCCCCCCACCAAGGAGGUCCAGAAGGUCCAUUUCGACACCCAGGAGCACGGACCUCAGGCCAUCACGGGGCUGGAGCCCAGGGAAGUCCCCCUGCUCCACCAGCAGCAGGGCCAGGACCCGCUGGAGCGGGAGAACUUCCGAUAUGGCCCACGCUUCAUGACUUCGGAGUACAGUUCCAAGUAUCUCAGGGACCCUCUAGACCAGCCAGAUUUCUUGCAGAAGAAAUCGAUCGGCGCCAAGGAGGGGAGCGGCUUCACCAAACAGUCCCACCCGAGCCCCAUUGUCUUCCAACCACCCUCACAGGCCCUCCCUGGGGACCUUGCCCUCCUCCCAGGCCAGAGUGUCACCAAGUCAGACUUCCUCCCCAAGACUCACCUCCAUGGAGAUGAGUUCCUACCUGUGUUGGCCAGAGGCUCCAAGCAGGAAACAGCCUUCAGCCGAGGGAAUGAAAGGAUUCUGAACCCCAGAGUGCCCCCUCCCUACCCAGAACCCAGCAGCGUGAGCCACCAGCAGUUUCAGCCACUUCAUCAGAUGCAACAGACAAAUGUUGCCCUACUUGGCCGGGAGACUGUGGGGAAAAUGGAGCCCACAGGGUUCACCCUUAACAACCCCAUGUAUGUCCGGAGCCCCUGUGAUCCUGACAGGGAUCAGCGAUACCUGACCACCUACAACCAAGGGUACUUCAAGAACCUCCCCAAGGGUCUAGACUGGGAAGGCUGGACUCGAGGCGGCAUCCAGCCCCAAAUGCUGGGAGCCUACGCCCUCAGCCAGCCGGUCAGCUGCAUGGAGGCCAACCCCAACCCCACAGAGAGCCUGCGGCACCUGCACCCCCACGUGGGAAGAACCCUGACCUCAGCCGACCCCUUCUACCAGAACGCACCUCACAGCAGCCGCUGCGUGGCACACAGCUGAGCCCUGAGCCCUUGGUUUGUCAACCUUAGGGGACAGGAGCCAGGCUACUCUCUGUACCCCCACUCCAUCCCCCAGGGGAACACCCCCGCCCAGCUACUUUCCUAAUGAAAUAAAGAGCAUUGAAGCAGA
Messenger RNA from Nomascus leucogenys (northern white-cheeked gibbon), 1918 nucleotides. RefSeq names its product stabilizer of axonemal microtubules 4 (gene SDHAF2). Gene Ontology annotation, cellular component: mitochondrion. Gene Ontology annotation, molecular function: phosphatase binding. Lineage: Eukaryota; Metazoa; Chordata; Mammalia; Primates; Hylobatidae. Gene Ontology annotation, biological process: mitochondrial electron transport, succinate to ubiquinone; mitochondrial respiratory chain complex II assembly; tricarboxylic acid cycle. The record is from RefSeq and is a predicted model, not a curated record.